Molecule: messenger RNA, 1012 nt
Organism: Triplophysa rosa
Lineage: Eukaryota; Metazoa; Chordata; Actinopteri; Cypriniformes; Nemacheilidae
Gene: fuom
Product: fucose mutarotase
Exons: 6
Coding region: 43-504 (153 amino acids)
Biological process (GO): fucose metabolic process
Molecular function (GO): racemase and epimerase activity, acting on carbohydrates and derivatives; fucose binding
Source: RefSeq, a predicted model, not a curated record
UCGCAGCCAACCCGCACGCGUUUGCACUGUCAUCGAUUUAAAAUGGUUAUACUGAAAGGAAUCCCAUCAAUACUUACACCUGAAUUACUGUAUGUUUUGGCGCGAAUGGGUCAUGGAGAUGAAUUGGUUCUUGCUGACGCAAAUUUUCCAACCGCGUCUAUUUGCAAAUGUGGUCCAGCGGAGAUAAGAGCCGAUGGUGUAGGUAUACCAGAACUUUUAAAGGCAAUAAUGAAGCUUUUUCCUCUUGACACCUAUGAUGAUCCGGCAGCUGUCAUGGAUCUUGUGCAAAGUGACAAAUUAAAGGGUCUAGAGGUGCCUAUAUGGGACCAGUACUCUGCCCUUCUGAAACAAGCAGGAUCAGAUGGUAGUUUCAAAUUCGUUGAGCGGUUUGCUUUUUAUGAGCGUGCCAAAAAUGCAUUUGCUGUAGUGGCAACCGGGGAGACUGCACUGUAUGGAAACCUCAUAAUCAAGAAAGGUGUAAUUUCACCUGAUGAACAAUGUUGAACUGUGCUGAACUGAUUGUACCAAAAGUUAUUAGACCAAAAUAAUGCAUUGUUAAUGCACAGAAAAAAUAAAACCAAUUAUUUUUAUUGUAUAUGUUAUUAUAUAAACAUUUGUAAGCAAAAUUAUAAAAUAUUUUUAAGCAUUUAAAUGUUGAAGUAAAAAAACCAUCCUGGUACAUACAACAACAAUACUGUAAGUUAUGAGUCAAUGUAUAUAUUAUUAUGUAAAAACAUAUUAUUUAUUUUAGAGUACAAGAAUCAGACUAAUACUAGUACAUACAAAAUGCUUUCCACGGGAUCAGACAUACUGGAGCAUGCCUACCUGUUUUUUCUUCCUCUGUGCAACAGGUGUAGCUCAAUACCCAUCUGGCACCAUUUCAUUCUGUUGCCUUUAUUUUGGCAGUUUACACCAGCUGAAUUGAGCUUUGUGAAAAAAUUCUACAAAAUCAACUAAAAAUAUUGUGGAAAUUUCUUCAGUGCUUUGCAUAAAUAAAAACGAAUCUGACAAA